Messenger RNA from Nyctereutes procyonoides (raccoon dog), 3461 nucleotides. RefSeq names its product myotubularin 1 (gene MTM1). Bases 52 to 1863 code for a protein of 603 amino acids. The record is from RefSeq and is a predicted model, not a curated record. The transcript is spliced from 15 exons. Gene Ontology annotation, cellular component: plasma membrane. Gene Ontology annotation, molecular function: phosphatidylinositol-3,5-bisphosphate 3-phosphatase activity. NCBI's taxonomy places the organism in Eukaryota, Metazoa, Chordata, Mammalia, Carnivora, Canidae. Gene Ontology annotation, biological process: mitochondrion distribution; dephosphorylation; muscle cell cellular homeostasis.
GAGGCGAGCAGCCUGGCAACGGCGGUGGCGCCCGGACCCCGAGUUUCCAGUAUGGCUUCUGCACCAACUUCUAAAUAUAAUUCACACUCCUUGGAGAAUGAGUCUAUUAAGAGGACUUCUAGGGAUGGAGUUAAUUGGGACCUGAGUGAGGCUGUUCCUCGACUUCCAGGAGAAACUCGUAUCACUGACAAAGAAGUUAUUUACAUAUGUCCUUUCAAUGGCCCCAUUAAGGGAAGAGUUUACAUCACAAAUUAUCGUCUUUAUUUAAGAAGUUUGGAAACGGAUUCUGCUCUAAUACUUGAUGUUCCUCUGGGUGUGAUCUCCAGAAUUGAAAAAAUGGGAGGCGCGACAAGUAGAGGAGAAAAUUCAUAUGGUCUAGAUAUUACUUGUAAAGACAUGAGGAACCUGAGGUUCGCGCUGAAACAGGAAGGCCACAGCAGGAGGGAUAUGUUUGAGAUCCUCACAAGAUACGCCUUUCCCUUGGCCCACAGUCUGCCAAUAUUUGCAUUUCUAAACGAAGAAAAGUUUAACGUGGAUGGGUGGACAGUUUAUAAUCCAGUCGAAGAAUACAGAAGGCAGGGCUUGCCCAAUCACCACUGGAGAAUAACUUUUAUCAACAAGUGCUAUGAGCUCUGUGACACUUAUCCUGCUCUCUUGGUGGUUCCAUAUCGUGCCUCAGAUGACGAUCUCAGGAGAGUUGCAACUUUUAGAUCCAGAAAUCGAAUUCCAGUGCUGUCAUGGAUUCAUCCAGAAAACAAGACCGUCAUUGUGCGCUGCAGCCAGCCUCUUGUCGGAAUGAGUGGUAAACGGAAUAAAGAUGAUGAGAAGUAUCUCGAUGUUAUCAGGGAGACUAACAGACAAAUUUCUAAACUCACAAUCUAUGAUGCCAGACCCAACGUAAAUGCCGUGGCCAACAAGGCAACAGGAGGAGGAUAUGAAAGUGAUGAUGCAUAUCAUAACGCCGAACUUUUCUUCUUAGACAUUCAUAACAUUCAUGUUAUGCGGGAAUCUUUAAAAAAAGUCAAAGACAUCGUUUAUCCUAAUGUGGAAGAGUCUCACUGGCUGUCCAGUUUGGAGUCUACCCAUUGGUUAGAACAUAUCAAGCUUGUUUUGACGGGAGCCAUUCAAGUAGCAGACAGAGUUUCUUCAGGGAAGAGCUCAGUGCUCGUGCACUGCAGCGAUGGAUGGGACAGGACUGCCCAGCUGACGUCCUUGGCCAUGCUGAUGCUCGACAGCUUCUAUCGGAGCAUCGAGGGCUUUGAAAUAUUGGUACAAAAGGAAUGGAUAAGUUUUGGACAUAAGUUUGCAUCUAGAAUAGGUCAUGGUGAUAAAAACCACGCUGACGCUGACCGGUCUCCUAUUUUUCUCCAGUUUAUUGAUUGUGUAUGGCAAAUGUCAAAACAGUUCCCUACAGCUUUUGAAUUCAAUGAACGAUUUUUGAUUACAAUUUUGGAUCAUCUGUAUAGUUGCCGGUUUGGUACCUUCUUGUACAACUGUGAAUCUGCUCGGGAAAAACAGAAAGUGACGGAACGAACAGUAUCUUUAUGGUCACUGAUAAACAGUAAUAAGGACAAAUUCAAAAAUCCCUUCUAUACUAAAGAAAUCAAUCGAGUUUUAUAUCCAGUUGCCAGUAUGCGUCACUUGGAACUUUGGGUGAAUUACUACAUCAGAUGGAACCCCAGGAUCAAGCAACAACAGCCCAACCCAGUGGAGCAGCGGUACGUGGAGCUGUUGGCCUUGCGUGACGAAUACAUACAGCGGCUCGAGGAGCUGCAGCUCGCCAGCUCGGCCAAGCUGCCCGACCCCUCGACCUCGCCGGCCGGGCCCUCGCAGAUGAUGCCGCACGUGCGCACACACUUCUGAGCCGGGGUCCCCGGGGCCAGCGAGGACCCCGAAGAAAGGAGAGAGCCCACCCUCACUUGGGGCCUCUGUACAGAGUAGAUUAAAACCUUUGCCUCCGUGUAGAACUUGAACUAACGUAAUCUUAAACUCUUGAAUAUGUGCCUUCUAGAAAACAUAUUACAAGAAAACUAGUGUCUACAGGGCAAUCGGAAGAAAGGAGCCAAGGUGGGGUUUUGGAAAAUCCUGACAGCUUUCCAGAACCGGUUCUGAAAGAUACAAUUGAAAUUUAAUUGAGCUCUUUCGAAAUAGCUGUGUGUACAAUAUGUAUUUUGUGGGCUUCAUCGGAACGACACCGUUGGUAACUCAAGGGGGAAAAAUAUGUUUGUGAACUGGAUCUUCUUUAGGCUGCUUAUAGUCGUUGCUUUGGAUUAUCGGAAACGAACCCAAAUGUGAAAGAUGUGAUUGCCAAAACCAAAUCGGGCUCGUCUUCUGAGGCAUCAUCCAAAAGCAAGGUGUUUAAAUAAUUGCCAAACUAUACAUACCAUCGUUAAGUGGUGACUUCAAGAGAAAUGGCCGUGUAGAUGAGGUUUUCAUUAUUUUGAAAUUUUGGAAGACGACGUGUUUCCCCCUAAUUUUCAAGAGGAGCAUAUUUUUAUAUUACACCGAUGUGGCCCAGUCAGAUACGAUUUGAUUUUUUUUUUUUAUUUAACUUUUUGCCAGUUCUGUUUUUUCUGAGUUGUCCCACGAGCUUGCCUCAAAUUCUGACCCAUUUCCAGGUUGUGGGAAACCCCUUCUAGCACUGUUUGAGGAUGUCGGGGGCAUUAUGCUGCUUAAAGUGAAUGUUUUCGCAAACGUCUCUCUAGUCUGACCAGCUUAUCUGCCAAAGUGUAGGGUUGACCAUCUUGGACGCAUGGGCUGUUGCUAGAGCAUCAUUCUUUGAAACAAAAGCCACAGAUGUACAUUUGUUGAGGAUAUUCUUGAAAGUAUUGUAUCUCAGUUGACACGGUGUUGGAUGCCCCUCCCCCCAAGCGUGCAUUAAACUGGUUCUACAAAUUUUUACUUGAAGUGUACCCGGCAGUUUGCUUUUUCAGGUUUUUUGGGGUUUUUUGUUGUUGUAGACUAUAGUAGUAAUAAUAAUGAAUGAAAUUUCAAAUGCAGUUCUAUUUGAUAUCUGAACUAAUUAAGUAUAUUUGUAAAAGUUAAGGCUACAGUUAAAACAAUUAAUGUUUUACAGUGAAUUGUAAAGGACUAUUUAUAGCUAAUAUGGUUUUGUUUUCAAUGAAUUAAGAGAGAUUAAAUAUAUCUUUGUAAAUUAUUUUCUGUCAUAGCUUGAUUGGUCUACCAAAUAAGACAUCUCAAAUACAGUAGUAUCAUGUAUAAAUUUUGUAUGUAUAAGAAAUUUUAUUAGACAUUCUCUUGCUUUUUGUAAACGCUGUAAAUAUUUCAUAAAUUAACAAAGUGUCACUCCAUAAAAAAGAAAAAAGCUAAUACUAAUAGCUUAAGGGAUUUUGUGAAAUAUCAUGAAAAGGUUUUCAUGACAAUAAUGACUAAAGACCUGCUGUAAUAAAUGUAUUAACUAAAAUAGCACUCUGUUUUCAGGCCUGUAGCUGCGUGUGUCU